Colletotrichum abscissum is the source of this 999-nucleotide messenger RNA. RefSeq names its product short-chain dehydrogenase. The transcript has a single exon. The record is from RefSeq and is a predicted model, not a curated record. Lineage: Eukaryota; Fungi; Ascomycota; Sordariomycetes; Glomerellales; Glomerellaceae. Bases 1 to 999 code for a protein of 332 amino acids.
AUGUCUCCUUCUUUCAACAACCAAACCAAAGCGAGCGAGCUGGUGCCCGUCUACGCCCCCCACAUCGCCGGCAGGACGAUACUCAUCACGGGCGUCUCCCCGGGCAGCAUCGGCGACAGCUUCGUCAAACAAGUCGCCGUAGCUAGGCCAGCCACAUUCAUCCUAGCCGGCCGCUCACCCUCAAAGUUCCAACCCCUCAUCGACGAACUCGGAAUCACACACCCCGAGAUCAAGUUCAAGCCCUUGACUCUAGACCUCACCUCCCUCGCCAGCGUCCGAAAAGCAGCAGAGACAGUGACCUCAUGGCCAGACGUCCCCCACAUCGACAUCCUCGUCAACAACGCCGGCAUCAUGGCCUCAGCCUACAGCCUCACAGAAGACGGCUUCGAAAGCCAGUUCCAGACAAACCAUCUAGGCCACUUCCUCUUCACAAACCUCAUCAUGUUCAAGAUCCUCGCAUCCCCUUCCCCCCCGCGCAUCGUCAACGUCAGCAGCAACGCCCACAGGCUCGGCCACGUGCGCUGGACGGACUACAACUUCAACAGAGGAAAGCACUACGACAAGUGGAUGGCCUACGGGCAGUCCAAGACGGCCAACAGCCUCUUCUCCAUCGCCCUUGCCGAGAGGCUGGGACCAUCAAAGGGUGUGAUGGCGUUUAGUCUGUGCCCGGGGUACGUCCCCACGAACCUUGCCGCGCACGAGGCGCAUGACUUCCCCGGGUUCCUCGAAGCCCUGCGUAAGGCUGAUGUUGUGGUGGGGAGCAAGUAUAUGUGGGGAAUGGGGGAUAUCGAGCCCAAGGAUAUGGACCAGGGUGCCGCGACGCACGUGUUUGCGGCGUUUGAUCCGGAGCUAAAGGACAAGAAUGGGGAGUUUCUUACUGAUUGUCGUGUUGCCGACCCGUGGAAGGAGGAGGUAUAUCCUUGGGCUAGGAGCAAAGUCGAUGCGGAGAUGCUGUGGGCUCUGAGCGAGAAGCUUGUUGGGCAGGAGUUUAGAUACUGA